AUCAUGUGACAGAACUCUCAGAAACAUUCUCCUCUUGCCUAGCUCCUCUUGCCUCUCUACUUGUUGUAUGUGUCUGCACGUCUGGUACAUGGUAACUAGCGGAAAAAUUUAAAGCACUUUGUUAGCUGUAGACUACUUUGCUGAUUCCAACUAACACGUUGUGCCAUGACUAUUCUACCCAAGAAAAAGCCAACUGAGUCUGAGAGUGGUUCAGACAAUGACAGCAACAACAGCUCCAGCUCUCACACAGCUGCUGGUCAUGUGGUGGACCCUCUACCUGAUGACGGUACCUACCACAGCCCAGAGGGGUACUUCCAUCGUAGUAGGUACGACCUGAGUUGCAGUAGUGGUGAGUCGUCCCCAGAGCUCUCUCCCCUCAACAAAAGGGCUGGCUAUAGACCAUCCUCAACAAACGCUGCUGCCACUCGCGCCAAGAAGCCUCCCCUUGAUGCAAGCCCAGGCUAUAACAGCUCUGAAGAGUACGAUGGACCUCACGGCAGAUACACUUAUCUCGAUCCAGAGAGAGAAUGUCAGUUUGAGCAAGCCUUGAAAAGUACAACUGGGAUGGUCAUCAAGAAGAUGAGACCUGACGGGGCAUGUUUGUUUAGAGCAGUCGCUGACCAAGUGUAUGGCGACCAGGAGAUGCAGUCUGUAGUCAGGAACCAUUGCAUGGACUACAUGAUGAAGAAUGCUGACUACUUCUCCCAGUUUAUUACUGAAGAAGAUUUUGAACACUAUGUGAAUAGGAAGCGCUCAGACAAGUGCUAUGGUAACAACAUUGAGAUGCAGGCCAUGGCAGAGAUGUACAACAGAGCAAUCGAAGUUUAUCAGUACUCUACAGAGCCAAUCAACAUAUUCUUUGGUGUGUACAAGACAGACAAUGCCCCGAUCAGACUGAGCUAUCACGGCAGGAUUCACUACAACUCUGUUGUGGACCCUUGUCAAGCCACCAUUGGAGUAGGAUUGGGGCUGGCUGGAUUCACACCAGGGCUUGCUGACAAGAACCUUCUCAAGGAUGCUACUAAGGAGUCUGAAACCGUGCACAUUGAGCAGGCAAUGUUGGAGGACAAAAUGCGCAGUACUGACUGGGAGACCACGUAUGAUGCUUUGGAGGAGGCAGUGGCUAGGGAAUCCUAUCUAUCCUGGCUCAGAGAAAACGAACAAAGGGGAUUAAAUGGCACUCAGUCAACAUCUGCAUCAAGCCGUGGUACGUCCUCUCGUCACCCUACUCUUCCCCCUCCAAUCACAGCGACAUCUUCAGCUUCUCAGUCCACACCAGGCACCCCUCCACAUUCAAGCACAGAUGUCAGCUCCCCUAAUGCCACUAAGUCCGUUACAGUCAAGCGAGGAUCUUCUCAUAAGAAUCUUCAAUCUGACAAAACCACUAAACUUGGCAAGUCUCAUUCGGCAGUGUUCCACUCUUCGGAUUAUCGCGCUCCUCGUAGAGCCAUCCCAUCCCCUCCUGGGAGUUUCUCCUAUCGUAGUUCUUCUGGUAAUGGCUCUGUGCGCGGCUCCCCAUACCACUCCCCUCGAGAUUCACCCAGGAAUGGAUCGUUGAGGGGGUCUGCAAGAAACUCACCCAAAGGUGGGUCACCGAGAACUUCAGCUCAUAACUCCCCUCGAUCUUCUGUGUCAAACAGUCCCUCCCCUCCGCCAUCUUUAAUCACUGCUGUGAGCUAUACCAGUGGAGGGAGUGCACCAUCUUCACCACAAGAAUUGGUACCUCGACGUUCAAAACCUAACAGUCCCAAGCAAGAGUCUCCCAGGUCUGGACCAACAACUCCUCUAACUAGAAGAUCUCCUGUUGAUACCAAUGAGGGGCAUCCAACUUCCGCAGGCUCACAAACGCCACCACUCAACCUUGAUUUUGAGUCCGGACAAGUUGUCAGUCAAUUGCCUUUUGAGUACAGCUCAUUUCUCGAUCUUCCACCAUCUGCACUUGGCCUCUCUGAGUGGGAAGAUGACAGAGUACUGGCUGCAGUUUUGGCUGCAUCCCAACAAGAAUACAUCGACAGUUUAAAAAGAACCUCUAGAGGGGCUGAGGGCUUAUAGUUAGCUUAUUAAUUUUUGUUUUGUUACUGUUAUCUUAUCUGGUAUUAAUCAUGUAUUUAGAAUGAAAAGUGAUUAUCUGGUA
Halichondria panicea is the source of this 2134-nucleotide messenger RNA. Its product is annotated as OTU domain-containing protein 5-B-like. The transcript has 11 exons. Gene Ontology annotation, biological process: protein deubiquitination. The record is from RefSeq and is a predicted model, not a curated record. The coding region runs from base 166 to 2052 and encodes 628 amino acids. Gene Ontology annotation, molecular function: cysteine-type deubiquitinase activity. Lineage: Eukaryota; Metazoa; Porifera; Demospongiae; Suberitida; Halichondriidae.